This is a messenger RNA of Xyrichtys novacula (pearly razorfish), 604 nucleotides long. The record is from the annotation of a GenBank genome assembly. NCBI's taxonomy places the organism in Eukaryota, Metazoa, Chordata, Actinopteri, Labriformes, Labridae.
AUGUUGAUGGUAGGUCAUAACGAGCUGUAAUGCACAAAUAUUGUAUCUAGAAUAACUUUCCAACAUGGACUUUUUUAAAGUUAUCUCACAUGUUGUCUCAUAAUUUUUUUUUUAAGUCUGCCAUGUACAUCGUUAUGGAGUCACAGUUUGACUACUCAGUUGUAAGUACUUUUCAACACGCAGUGUCAUCCUCAAGAUUGUAUUUUGUAUUGUGCACUAAAAUGAAAUACAAACAACAAUUUCAGCAUGACAUGCCUGUUUGGCGGCGAUGGUGGUGCCUGUUGCUCCUGGAGAACAAUUCUUUGAACAGGUAGACAGUUUAAGUAAACUAGAUGUCCUAAUUAACUGGAAGACAAUCAAUAUAUUGUACUUAAAGACAUAUUGUCAUUACAGUUGUGGGAAAAUCUUCGCCCACUGGACCAAAGAAUGUCAAGAGCUCAUUGCUGGAAAGCAUACUCCGGUCUUCAGUCUAAAGAGGAAGGCAGAGCAGCAGGACAUAGAGGUUAGAAAAUUGCCUUGUAAAAACAGUAUUAUCUCAGUGGGAGUCCUUCAAAAUGCACACAGUUGUAUGGAUCAACAUUGUCUCGAUGUAUUUGGUAAUUGA